AGGCCAGAAAACAAAUGCUGAACAUAACUGCAAAACUCUUAUAGUUUUGUACAAUGAUACAUUUUUGCUCUAUUUUCUUUACAGUACUAUAUAUUUUUUCCACGCGUCUCACUGGUGGUGUCGGGAAUUGCGUGGGCGGGGCUUCGCGUCUACACGCUUGAAACCACCACUAACCGCAUCUUCAGGUUUACAGUAGACUGAGCAGGGCGACAUGAAGGAAGUCGACUGUACAGCCGGCUCUGUGACUUUGUUCCACUUGGUGGGGAAUCUGUCGCGUCUUAAUGCUCCUGAUAGUCACUAAACAUCAUGUGAUUUUUGGACAGAACGUCGUUAAAACACCGGAAACAGGUCCAAUGCGUGGACGAGGCGUGAUCACGUGUGCAGUCGUCGCUCUCCACUGGGUCCUUCUCGGGUCUGCUCUCGAGACCCACCGACCACCAAAUGACCUCGAGAUCAGAGAGAAAUGGUCCAGUGUUGACAAGCAGCAGAUCUUGCCAUGGAUGAACCUCUCAACGAUUUUGGUCAGCGGUCAUGAUGCGUGUGUGCAUCUGCAUCUACGCAUAAAGCCCCUGUCAGCCAAUAAAACCCUACGGAUCGAGUUCACUGAAUUAGCAAUUAGAAAUUUCCGCACUCUUUUGAUCUGGAGAGGUCGUCAUGGCAACAACACUAUCCGGUGGAAACAUUUGUUUGAUGACCGCAGUAGGAAGGUUAGAAUCAGAAAUCUGUCUUCCAUCAAUAAACAUCUGGAUGUCCGAAGAGAACGAGUGUGGGAGUUGCAGUAUAAGUGUUUUAUGGCCCAGGUGGGCUAUACUGUCCAUGUGGCUGUGUAUGACUUCAACCGAACGCUCAUUACCGACUCAUACACUGUAAAGCGCCCACCAGGAGUUGCUUCCAGUUUCUUGCCACUAGAAGACAAAGUACCUGUGUAUAAAGUGACAUUGGAUAUAUCUGCUAAACGGUUUAUUGUUGACAUGGAGGCAGGCCAAAAAGUGAACGUGAGGUUAUGCUACGAAAACAAAGCAGUGUGUAAUGGAAAAAUAUCUAAUAUGAUCGAUACUGAUCUUAAUCGCACAGUCACGUUAAAUUUUCCUUAUUUGGUGCCCUGUUUAUGCGUGCAGAUGUAUUACACUGCAGUUGAUGCCAGAAGACACACCACCUGUCCACUAAAAGACAAAAUACUGCCGGGAGGUGGAGAAGUGUUGUCCAGCAGCUCACUGCAGCUCUUUGGUAGCUCACUUCUCAGAUGGAAGCAUCUUUGCCCCUCGGUCCAGUUCGAACCUGCCGUCUCUCUCUGCUGGCAACAUACCAGAAACCACUCACACUGUGUUUCUGUGCAAAACUCCACCCUGCACAUGACAGACCUGAAAUACAAUGUGUCUGAUGUAGACAAGCACGCCCACAUGUGUUUGAAGUUUGUUCUGAAUGGCAGCCAUCAAGUCUUCUGCCCCUUCAGUUCAGGAGAUUUAUCUGAAUGGGAUGUUACAGUGGUUCCUGGGUCUUGGCAUCUGUAUGUACGAUUGUCCUCCAGUAUCCCAGCAUCCUUUGCUGCCCAGCUCUGUGUGGAAGAAGGUGGAGCAUGUGUCGUGAAAGAAAAUGUGCACACUGUUCAGACAGAAGAAGGUGCUAGAGACGUGGAACUGACUGUGCCUCUUUCCUUUUUCACCUCACGACUGUGUGUGCAGGUGUGGCGGUCUGAGCCUGCUCUCCGUGGAAGGAGAAUCAUAUGUCCUGAUUAUACUCACAGGAGAUGGGGUCUUAUUGCUGCUGCUUCACUGGCUCUCCUGGUUGCCAUAACAACAGUGGGCAUCUUCACCUACAAGUUGAUCAAACGGCAGACAUCAGUAUGGCGCUCGGCUGAGAGAAAACCUGUUUUGCUGGUCUGCUCCUCUGACGAAAUAAGUCAUGUUUCGGCUGUGUGUGCUCUAGCCUACGGCCUGCAGGAGGAGCUGCGCAUGGACGUGCGCCUGGCUCAGUGGGCACACUGCAGCACUCAGACCUCUCUGGCACAACUGGGCCCUGCCCCCUGGCUCUACGGCCAGUGCCAGCAAGUGCACAGCGUAGGUGGCAUGGUGCUCAUAGCCUGGAGCCCUAAAGCCCAGCAGACUUUCCUCACAUGGAGGGAGAGAGAGAGUAGUGGAAAAGUGGACAAGGAACAGAAAGACAAAACAGAAGAAUGGAGGGAUAAACAGGGACAGAGUCAGGCAGAGAGCGAGUCUUCUAUCACAGCUCCAGUGUUUAAUGCCAGCCUCAUAAGCAUGUGGGCGGGACUCCAGAGCGAGAGGCGUGGUCAAGGAUUUGGUCUUGUGUGUUUCCGAGGGUUAAGUGGAACAAGGUGUAUUCCGAAGGAGCUCAGAGGCAUUCGGAGAUACUGCCUUCCUAGAGAUCUGUCAAACCUGAUACACGAACUGGAUGUAAAUGUACAUGGGCCAAGAAGCAGGGCCCAAAACAUGAGUAGUUGGUGCUGUUGGCCCCGCCUUUUCUCCAAAGGACUGUCUUUCUGGUUGUCGCAGAGGCUCGCUCAGAGACUGGACGCAUGGCUUCCUCAGACAGCAGCGAAGCCAGACAGGAAGCGUCUUCCGAAACCAUCACAUAAAGCUGCCAGCGAAAAGACGUUAAAGAAAAGGAUGAAAAAGAGAAAGAAAAGAAGGGAAAAUUUCAAAUGUCAACAUGCAGGGCCGGACAAAAAUGUAGAAUGUAAUCCGGUCACACAGAAACCGCUACUAGCGUAAUUUAUGCUUUUAGAGCUACACAUUUCGAGUGGACAAAAUGGACAAGGUGGGGGGUGGUGGGGGGUGAAGGUGGGAGGUGGUUGGGUUGGAAUGGGGGGAUCAAUUUUACAUUGACUGAAUGACAUCCUUAACUCCUUACCAUUACCAGAGUGCUCGUUUUCAUUAAUGCUGUAUACCUCAAAUGGUUCAAGUUGUUUCUGGCCCCAACCCGUCCUUAUCAAGCAUUUCUCCAGUUCCAUUAAAAUUAUGUAGAAUCUGAAAAAACGGUAAAGUAUUGAGUACUGUUGUACUGAAAUGUUUAACUGUGUAUAGGCGCAACUUUCUCAUGUUGUAACCUAUGACCUCAGCUCUUGGUAGUGUCAUUUGACCACAUGCUCAAAAAUGAUCACGCAUACACCAUGAAUGCAUCUUCAUUUAUGAGUAGUGAUAUUUUUACAGUAUUAUUUGUACGUUUUCUCAAAACUGCAGGCAGUGGAAAAUCAGCAGGAAGGGUUCUGUGCUAGUAAAAUAGAAAGAGGCUGUAGAAGACCAUUGAGCAUGGCCCUCAGCCCUUAACUGCUGUGCUAUGUGUGUAGAUUAUAUUUUUAAUAUAAUAUAAUAAAGAAUAUUAAGUAAUAA
Molecule: messenger RNA, 3347 nt
Organism: Pangasianodon hypophthalmus (striped catfish)
Lineage: Eukaryota; Metazoa; Chordata; Actinopteri; Siluriformes; Pangasiidae
Gene: il17re
Product: interleukin-17 receptor E
Exons: 17
Coding region: 282-2729 (815 amino acids)
Molecular function (GO): interleukin-17 receptor activity
Source: RefSeq, a predicted model, not a curated record